This is a messenger RNA of Planococcus citri (citrus mealybug), 2723 nucleotides long. RefSeq names its product lon protease homolog, mitochondrial-like. Lineage: Eukaryota; Metazoa; Arthropoda; Insecta; Hemiptera; Pseudococcidae. The record is from RefSeq and is a predicted model, not a curated record. Bases 245 to 2119 code for a protein of 624 amino acids. Gene Ontology annotation, cellular component: mitochondrial matrix. Gene Ontology annotation, biological process: protein quality control for misfolded or incompletely synthesized proteins; protein catabolic process; mitochondrion organization. Gene Ontology annotation, molecular function: single-stranded DNA binding; ATP hydrolysis activity; serine-type endopeptidase activity. The transcript has 13 exons.
GUUUUUAUCAGUUCGAGUGUAAAACGUAAACACGAGUCACGAGUCAGGAUGUAAUAUUUUUCGCGUUUUUGCUGGAUUUUUCGAAUAUUUCACGUUCGUUUUACACCUUUAUCUCCAUAUUUCAAUGCACCAAUUACUCGUUUCGCGUUACUAACCAAUCUCAGUGUAAUUCCACCCAACUCUAGCAUCUUAAUUUCGUCCGAAAUUCACAUGAGUCGAGUGGUUAUCAGCUCCAGUAAGUGUUAUGGCACUAAAAUUGCACAACAGAAUUCACGCGGAGAAGUUGCUCUCGUUUCUGAACAGUUCUCGGGUCUCUCGUUUCAAUAAAUCACGCUACCAAUGCACUCGAUCUAUCCAAACCAACGCCAGAGUGCUAACGAAAUGGCCAACUUUAUGCCAAGAUGAUGAAUCCUUCGCCUUCGGUCCCUUCUCUCGGGACAGAUUCAACGGCCGAUUAAUCGCUUCUUCCGGUGGUCUAGUUGUCAAACAGCCGGUUCUCAUGGUCGAGGUAGAGAACGUCCAGCAUGAUAAGUUUAGAAAGACUGAAGAAGUCAAGGCGUUGACUCAAGAAGUCAUUAAAACCAUUCGAGAUAUUAUCAGUAUGAAUACGCUGUAUCGAGAAACACUUCAGCAAAUGCUGCAUCAAGGUCAAUCAGUGGUCGAGAACCCGGUUUAUCUGUCUGAUCUCGGUGCGUCGUUGACUGGUGCUGAACCUGAAGAAUUGCAGCAAGUUUUAGAAGAAACCGAUAUUCCGAAAAGACUGCUGCUUGCGUUGAGUUUGUUGAAAAAAGAAUACGAAUUGGGCAAACUGCAGCAGAAAAUCGGUCGCGAAGUCGAAGAAAAAGUCAAACAACAACAUCGAAGCUAUAUUUUAAUGGAGCAGCUGAAAAUCAUCAAGAAAGAACUAGGAUUAGAGAAAGACGAUAAAGAUGCCAUCGAAGAGAAGUUCAGAAGUCGAUUAAAAGAUAAGAAAGUUCCUCAUCACGCUAUGGAAGUAAUCGACGAAGAAUUGAAUAAAUUAGGCUUUCUGGAGGCACAUUCGUCCGAAUUUAAUUUAUCGCGAAAUUACCUCGACUGGCUGACGUUGUUACCUUGGGGUGUUACUACCGAAGAAAACCUAGACCUCGCUAAAGCCUCAGCUGUCCUCGAAGAAGACCAUUACGGAAUGGAUGAUGUGAAAAAACGUGUUUUAGAAUUUAUCGCCGUUAGUAUGUUGAAGAAAAGCACUCAGGGUAAAAUUUUAUGCUUCUACGGUCCUCCCGGCGUAGGAAAAACUAGUUUAGCUAAAUCUAUAGCUAGAGCAUUGAAUAGAGAGUAUUUCAGAUUCAGCGUUGGUGGUAUGACCGAUGUGGCUGAGAUUAAAGGUCAUCGUAGAACUUACGUCGGUGCCAUGCCCGGUAAAGCUAUCCAAUGCUUUGAAAAAGUAAAGACUGAAAACCCCCUGAUAUUGAUCGACGAAGUGGAUAAAAUUGGAAAGGGCUACCAAGGUGAUCCUUCGUCGGCAUUAUUGGAGAUGCUGGAUCCAGAACAAAACGCCAAUUUCUUAGAUCACUAUUUAGAUGUCCCUGUCGAUCUAUCCAAGGUAUUAUUCGUGUGCACGGCGAACAAUAUCGCGACGAUACCGGAUCCGUUACGUGACCGUAUGGAAAUGAUAGACGUAUCCGGAUACGUAGCCGAAGAGAAAGUAGCCAUCGCUAGACGAUAUCUCAUUCCAACUGCGUUGAAAGAUUCCGGCCUCAAAGAAGAAAAACUUGUCAAAAAAAUGAUUCCCGCGUUUGAAUUAGCUCACGAUAUUCCGUCUGGAGGAAUUUUUGAUCGUCCUAAAUUAGUGAGUAAUUGCGGUUACAAAAGUCGACUCAUUUGUGAAUCUAAUUACUCAACAAAGUCGGGUGACGAUGAAUUAGACGUUGAUAAUAAAUCUGUGGAAAAUCAACUAAGAAUGGCACUAGAAGAAAGUGAUCGAGCACUACGAGAAAGCUAUCGCGCAUUACUUGGACCCGAGGUUUACGACCGUGUAGGCGACGCCGAAGGAGAUAAAAUGGCUCGUGAAUUUAUUCGUAAUAUUAAUAAUUACGAAAAAAAGAAGCCACCUUACCUGGUUGUCGACGACGUCUAUUAGGCCUUAUUCCACUGCCUUCCGAGAUCGGAUGCAGCCUUUAAGGGGUGCCAUCCUGGCCUCAUUCUUCAAAUGUGGCGUAACACCGACGGAAAAAGGUUGGCCCUGGUAAUGCCAGGCAGCAGCGAGGAUGACAAACUAGUACCUUCGACCUUCCUUUUCGAAUAUCAAGUUCAAUGGAUGACGAAGUUUUACAAUCAACCCGUCUACAUCGAUACGAGACGGAUAAUUGACCGUCAGUUAGCGUAUAUUGAUUUUCAAAAAGAAAAAGAAAUUGCCCAAAUGCUACGAUCAUUGUACCCCAAAUUACAAUUGUAAUGGUUUAUUUUUAUUUAUUAAUGUGAGUUUCAUUCAUUUUGACGUCUUUGAGGCAUAUUUUGCUCAAAUUAUUAAUCGUUAUAUGUAAUUCCUCAAUUUGUGUGUAUAUUUUCGGUAUCGUUUUAAAUUUAGUAACAUUUACCUAUUUUGUCUUUAUCAUUGACAUUUUUUUUCCAGCUUACGUUAGAUCAGACGUAUUUUAAAAAUUCUUACGAUAUUUUAAUCGUUUUUUUUUAUUCUUUUCUAUAUUUUAAAUCGCAUUAAUAAAAACGAUUUUAACAUCUUGAAA